Molecule: messenger RNA, 2038 nt
Organism: Wallemia mellicola CBS 633.66
Lineage: Eukaryota; Fungi; Basidiomycota; Wallemiomycetes; Wallemiales; Wallemiaceae
Exons: 6
Coding region: 68-1462 (464 amino acids)
Biological process (GO): regulation of DNA-templated transcription
Molecular function (GO): zinc ion binding; sequence-specific DNA binding
Source: RefSeq, a predicted model, not a curated record
GUCAAAUAGACCAACAAAGAAGCAGCGGCUGGUAAAGUCACUUGAAGUUAACGUAGUAUACACUAUUAUGCCAUCCUCAACGACAUUCAUGUCUAGAACUAUGUCAACUGUAGAAGUUGAAGUCGUACAAAAUAAUUAUGGGGAUUUCGGACGUUGUAGUCUUAGAGAAUGUCUCACACAAGCCUGUAUUACAAGUCCUGAAUUACUAGGUGAUUACACAUUACACGCUAUGAAUGCCUACGAGAGUGAAAAGUUAGUCGCUAGCGGCGUAGAUACACAACCGGUUUUUGCGAUUGAGGGUACAGUACAAAAGUGCUUAAGCGAUAACAAGAAGCUUAUAAUAGGUAAUCUUGAAACGGGUGAUCCAUUUGAUGAUGACAGUGAUGUUCUUAGAGUUGUUCUACGUUUCCAGAGGAAUAGUAGCGAAACUCCAAAGCAAUACCUGCCAAAAGCCAGUUCAUCGAAAUCUAAUAAAAGACGCGCACCUUCUACGCCCCCUUCCCGUAGAGUUAGUAGUUCCCAAGUAAAAAAAGAGAAAGAGGAGAAAAAGGCAGAAAAAUACCCCGAAGUUUGUAUCACUUGCGGGACUAAAGAAACGUCUACUUGGAGGUUCGUUAGUGACCCUUCAUCUUCAUCAGGAAGAGCCAGAGCAUGCAAUUCUUGUGGUCUUUAUUGGAAAAAGAAUAAUAGCAUGCGUCCAGAAACACUGUGGAAGAAUGGUGAAGAAGACAAAGCGAAAAUCGUAAAAUCUACUACAAAGAGUCGGAGCAGAAAAAUGACUGAUGAGAAUGUUACAAGUGGUGACGGCAGUCCUGUUCGGCGGUCAUUUAGUGUUUCAUUAUCACAACAGCAAAAUCGGCGGGACAAAAGUAAUAAAGUACUUGGUGACCUUAACAAUAACAAUCUAAAUCACAGACAAAAGAUACCUAGCUUAAAAGCUCCACCUAGAAAAGAAGCUGAAGCAGGAUUUAAAAUACCUAGGGGUCCAUAUACUUCACCGCCAAGAAAAACAGCUUAUAAUAACGAGUACUUACAGGAUAUACUCAAUUCAAGUCCUGGUACGAUGUUAAAACAUGUAUUCUCAGAGGGAGAUAAGAGUCCAGAGGGAACCUUCUCAGUGAAUGGUAAGAAAAAACCAUCAUCAAGGUUGAAAUUAGCAAUAUCAGAAGAAGAAGAGGAAGAAGAGGACGUUGAUCAAACUAUAAGAAACACAACAUUUGAGAGUAAGAAUACACCAUUUGAUUUUAAUACACUACCGCCAAGUUCACCGCCAAAUAUGGUGUCACCAUAUAUGAAAGGAAACAAAGAGGAGGAGGAUGAAUUGGAUGAGCUGGCAAGUAGUCCAGCAGAUAGGAUUGAUAGUAAAAAGCAGUAUAAUCUUGAUGAAUUAGUCAGGAUGUUAAAUAAUAAGGAGUCACCAUUUAUAGUAGAGAGUCCACCUUCAGAACUCUAUCCAAUCUAAAUGAAUUUGAACAAGAAGAAAAUGAGAAAAGUGAUAAGAAUUGCUAAUAUGAUUGAAUCUCUCUUGCGCCUUGCUGAUAUCAUUGAUAAUACUUUGUUUAUAGAAGGUAUCGAGGACAGUGUUUGUUGUAGUUUACGUGUAGAAUUUCUAAUUGAGGAGCCUUGGUUUGUGAAGUCAUUAAGAGUGUGAUAAGAUUGCUGGAGAGUCGAGUCUAGAAUAGCGUGACUGUUGUCUAACUGUGAACUCUCGUUGAGAAGGUUGUCGUAAUUAGUCGAAUGACUAAAGGUGUUGUUGUGUAAUAACUCAUAACUAUUGAUUUGCUGUGUGAGGCUAUCCUUGAUAUUGUUGUAGUCGCUGAAAAAGUCUUUGUAUAUAAAAGAAUGUCUGUCUAUCAAAGUAUCGCUUGUCAGUCGACUAAUCAAUUGCUUGUAUUUAUCAAAUAAUUCUUGUACUUCCAAAUAACCGUCAUUUAGCUCACGAAGGAAAUCGCUAUUAAAAUCCUUUCUUUUCUUGUAUUUUACUAACUCAAUUAAUUUUUUAUCAAUAAGCUCUUUUAUUAUAUUAAGUUCUCUAUCC